Molecule: messenger RNA, 4647 nt
Organism: Aureobasidium subglaciale EXF-2481
Lineage: Eukaryota; Fungi; Ascomycota; Dothideomycetes; Dothideales; Saccotheciaceae
Exons: 5
Coding region: 105-4418 (1437 amino acids)
Source: RefSeq, a predicted model, not a curated record
AACCACCCGAGUAUAUUAUCUUCCACAAAGUGAAUGCUGCACAGAGGCGCACCUUCCUCUCGUUUGUCGCGUCGCGGUAUUGAGCAGAAGACGCAUUAGCCGCUAUGGCACCCCAGUGCCAGGCGUUGUACGUGUCGGAUGAACGGCGAUGUAGCGAGGAAGCUACAAACGUUAAUGCCUUGUUCUGCUCCUUCCAUGCGAGACAAGUCUACAGUUUGUACAAGGGUUACAAGCGCAGAGGUGCUCAGUUAGAUGCUUUGCAGAAAGACCCUCCUUCCUACUUUGCCGACCGCCCGAUCCACAAAGUUACCUUCGACGACAUAGAUGAUCAAGACACUCUCAAGACCCUGCACGCUUUCCUUUUUAAACAGAAUGGUCUUCUCGAUCGCUGCAUCCGUGCCCGUAAACUCCACCAUUCGCGCUUCUAUGCCCUCGAACUCGAUUAUGGUCACCAACACUACCUGGACCACCUCAUCAGCGAGAAACACAAUGUUAGCCGUGCCUUGGAAAGACUCGAAAGACGGACUGCCGAAGUCUUGUACAAGCAGCAGCAGUGGUUUGGCUGGGUCCGUAAUCUCGAGGAUGACGAAGAGAAGGAACGCGACGCGGAGAAGAAGAAGAUCAAGCAAGAGGCCGCUUUGUUCAAGCGUCACUGGAAAGAUGUCUCUGCUCGUGUGGACAGAUUGAGACAGAAAGAGAAUGACAAGAGACAAGCCGAAUACCUUGAGAAGGUUUGGGAAGAACGCAACAAAUUCGAGGAGGAGCUCAACGCCGAAGGAGAAGGUGGUGAAGAAUGGGAUCCCAUCGAAGACGUUGUUGAGGAUGAGCGUGGAAGCUACAUCGAUCUCAUACGACGCUUCUUGUGGCUUGCUGAGCCCAUCACCGCCUCGACCGAGGAGCCAGCAUCUGCUGGAGCUGCAGAGGCUGCAGAGGCCGAUGCUUCGAGCCCCAAGAAGGAGAACGUAGCUCCGCAAGCUACUGCGGUGCAAAGCCCUUCCAAGGAGCCGGCCACUUCUCAAGCGCUCGUGGAGAUGAAUAAAUCGAAGAACGCCAAGAAGAAAGCACGUCAGAAGGCGAAAGCCCUGGAAGUCAAACCGUCUCCACAAGAGCUGAGCAAAGGAAAGCCUGGUGAGGUUCAUAUUGAGACGCCAGACGAGGUCCGUACCCGUCUGCGCGAAGGCACGACCAUGUGUGGUGUCCUGCAGACCUUCGAUCCCGAGGAUCCAUCGAAGACGGAAAUUGUCACAGACAAGACGUUCCCCCUGGCCGACGAUGAAGUCGAAACUUUGAUGAAACAGAUCCCUGAUAUUAAGCAGUUGCUGUUUUGUCGAUUGUUACUUGGCUAUGCAACCCUGCUCCCAGUAGCCUUACGAGCCGAGAAUGUUGACGAAUUCCUCGCCGAUCCAUCUGUGACUAACGCAGAGUUGAGAGACCUGUGCCUCAAGAUGGAACAGCCUGGGUUGCAACAACUCCGCGAUGCGUGCGCCGAUCUUGGUCGUGAAGAUGAUGAGCCGGAAGAAGACGAGAUUGCACCUGCUGCAAGUGCUGAAGCACCUGCUGGUCGCACUAAGUUCACAUCAAGGCCUAUGUACCCGGUCAAGAAUGUCAAGACUAAGCGUGAGAAGGAGAUCAAGGAAAAGCGCGAGAAAACGAUGCCUGACAACAUGGAUUCUACGACCUUUGUUGAUUUCGGUGAUGUUGAUGAUCAGCAGCAAUACCGUAUCAAGAAGAUUCGUGUCAAGGUCUGCGGAAGGUUCAUUUACAACUAUCCUAGCGAGAAGGCCAUGUCCAGAGGUGGCUGGCUGCAAUUUUCGAUCAUCGCUAAAGACUGUUCUCUUUUCCAGGCAGUGAGUCUAGCUCGGAGUUGGGAUGAGUUCUUUGAGCUCAACAUCCUCACCUGCAAUCAUUACUUCCCUGCUGCACAAUGGGCGUCCUGGAUCAGAAGUAUCACGCAUGAGCAGUUGCUCCAGGUCGGGUUCAUACCGUACUUCCAGAUGGAUAAAGCAGCACACAUGACUUCGCAUCACCAAACAGGCUCUCGUGCUCACGGACAGCGUCGCACUCACCACGCCGUAGAAACUCGAAACUUUGUAUGUGCUCACAUGAAGCGCAACGAUCCUGUGACCAGACGAUGGAUUCAAUACGCCGUCAUGGAGUCCUACAAAAUGGCCAUCAUGGUUCGCGACGGUCGAACCGGUAACGUCAUUGUUGAGCCACCUCAAGAACACAAAUGGCUCAUUAGGACCAAGUCCGGUGUUGGAAGAGCAAGUCGAUCCGAAUGGCAGAUUGUGAAAGAGAUCGACGACAAGUUCUGGGACGAGAUUGAUCGCUUCCGUGAGUGGCAUCUUGGUUUCAAAGAUUAUUACGACAUUGUAGUCUGGGACAUCGAGAGUGGCGAACACUACUCUUCCCUCUACAACUCAAUCCAAGAGCUUCUGAUCAGAGCUCUGCGAUUUAGAGAUCCCAAGGACUUUUACAAGCCUGCCGAGCAUGUACUACGUACACUCACUCGAGAUGAGCAUCUCUCACGUGCAAGAGACCUUCGUCCCGAUGAGUGGGGCCAAGGUAAGAGCAUCUGGGACUGGAUCCACAGCGACGGUACCAGGAUGAGAUACUUCUCCAGAGGUAGCGACGGGAGUCACAGAGAAGAGGCACCUCCUCAGCUGCUGUAUAAGCAGGAAGACAUGUUGGAAGACCAGGUGCUGUUCCCUUGGGAUCGGAGUCUAUGGACCAACGAGGAAAUUCCUGAGACGGCUAGCAAGAUCAUAGCAGUUGCUAAGAAAGCAGCAGACCUUGCACCAGCAAACUCAGGUCACGAGUUGAUGCUGGCCGACGCCGAUGCCGAGUCUAAUGGUGGCGAGGAAGGUGUGCUUGCGAGCCAGACAGGUAAGAUGCAUAACUUUGAGCACCAUGGACUUGACCUGAACCGCUGGAUCAACGAUCUCGACACUGACGAAGAGCUGAGCGAUACCGAGUAUCAGCAAAUCUCAGAAGGUGAGGAUGACGGUAGCGAAUGGGAGUCUGACGAAGAAUAUGCUGAAGGUGUUAUCGAAGAACUCUCAGAAGCAGCUGGUGUGACCAUCCGAGGCCGCUGGGUCGACGAUCACAACGAGAAAGAGCCGAGAUGGCAGGACAUGGUCAUGGCUCUGGAGCUUUGGGAGGACCCGUCGCUCUCCAACCUUCGCGAAAACAAAGCCGUCGGCCAUCGUCCUCCCAGGCUCCCACCAACCAUGACCUCUCGAGGAGAGAUCGAGGACAUGAAGGAAGAAUGGGAACUUUUUAUCGAUCGGACCAGGGCUAGCAGCUUCAAAGAGGCAUGGCACAAGGCCGAUCUCGAAGCUGGCGCUCAGGAGAAAUAUGCAGAGACACAGAAGAUCAUGAAAGCAUACGUCGACUUCUUUGCCAAGGGGACUAAGGGUCCUUGGGCACCAGGUAUGCUCGAGCGUCAAUUCAUGCUCAUGAUGCUUCUUGAAGUCGAUCCGGGAGUUCAUCGCAGGGUCAAGAGAGACAUGACUUUCGCCAACGCCAUGAUUACAUGCUUCUUCCAGAGGGAUAGUCCUUUCUUCAGCUCUGAAGAGGGAUCACCUUGGAAGAACUCUGCUUUGUUCGACCAGGAAGGACGUGCAAAGGUGAUUCCCGAUGUACGAUCCUCGCACUCGAAUCGUACCAGGUCUGUCUUCCAAUGGGAGGGCUGGGAUAAGAUUCGACAUGAGGUAAUGAAGUCUGGCAACGGUGCAUUCCUCUGGGCUUCUGAUAAAUAUCCACAGGAUUGGAAGUACAUCACAAGGCCGACCAUUGCUCACCUCUACCGUCACGGACUAUUGGCACCUCGCUACAAGCCCGAAUACUCUGGAUGUGCUGUAGUGCUUGAGGAGCCUGCUCGGCCGGGCAAACCUGAGCUCUACUUUGACUUCCGCGAGGACGCACAAGAGAUGAAGCCACGCCAGCCGAUGCAGGAUCCAUCGAAGGUCGCACCUUUGCUUGACACAGCGCGCGAUUAUGUGAGCAAGAACCCUGAUGCUUACUUCUCGUUCAUGCGUAUCUGGUCCGCACCGCACUUCUGGCCUCUGAUGCUCGGUUAUGACAAUCGCGACGGCACAUCCUUCGCCGAUGACAUUGGCCGCACCUGGGAAUGGAAAUUCGUCCCCAAAGACAUGCCAUUCAGCGAAUGGAGCAUCCAUCACGCCCUCCGCCUUCGCCUAAAUGAGUACGAGAAGAAGAUCGACGGCAAAGUGUUUCUCAAAGGCGACAAAGUACUUGUUGUGGGCAAGAAUCGGGAAAUGUGCCGUAAUUACUCUACUAUUGCGUAUUUUGCACUUACGACUAGGCCUUGGAGGUUGGAGGUUGAUGUGUGGAAGAGUUUCUUUGGUGUCAAGUUGGGGUUCUUGGAGGGUUUGGAUGAGGUGUGGUGGGAGUGAGUUUUUGACAGAAAUGGAGAAGUGGCUGCCCUCAAUGGAUAAAUUUAUGGAUGUCAAUUGUACUGUGCCUUUUUACAGUCUCCUUUCAAGGAUUGCAUCAUCGGCCGAGCUACAUCCAGGCUAUGCUCUUUCCACAUUCGUUGAAUUGCCAUCAGCUCUUUCACUACAAAACCAGCGCCGCUGCUCUCAAGAGUACACUAACGACGGUUCCAAAUGUCCAUUCAGCUGG